AACCAAAAUCAUUUUGCACACAUAUCUCAUCAACCACACUUUCUUUCUCUACCAGAUCUAUUCUUCCAUGUCCAUACGAAAUUAGAGAUGUCAAAAUGAGCAAUAAUAGGUCUUGGAUGUAUGAAAGGCUCGCAAAUGGAGGGUUUCUAAAUGAAGACUUCAAAAAAGGAGUCAAUGAGUUUAUUCAAGCGGCGGUAAACUUAUAUCCAAGUGGCGUUAUUGCAUGUCCAUGUAGAAAGUGCAAGAACAGAAAAUUGUUGACUUGGGAUAUUGUUAGGCAACAUCUAUUUGAAAAAGGAUUUGUUGAAGACUACUAUGUAUGGGGAGCACACGGAGAGACCCAUAAUUCAAAUGGGCUGGUUUAUCUGCUGCAUUUAAAGAACACAUACAACAAACUCAACAAUCUCAAGCUGAAAUUGGAGGCUCCAAGAAUGCAUCCAAAGCUGCAUUUCCUGAUUUGCAUUCCAAAUAUUUGGAAAUUGCUGGAUGCAAGAACAAAAAAAUAUUUGGACUAGGAAAGUAUGCAGAAGAAUUCCUUCAUCAACUCCAAUCAACUCACCGAAAGACUUCUUUAUCUUCACAACGUGCACUUGAAUUUUGUAUUUUUUGGGAUGAAUAUAUGCGGAAAUGGUUAUCUUCAUUAGGCGAGGAAUGCCCACCGGUAAUGCCACUUGUGGAUGAAAGUUUGCUACAUGAAGAUCCUUGUUCACAACCAAAAUCUUUUGAGGAAACAUGGCUUCCAUUUUUGAAAUCACUUGGAAUGGAAGUACCAAGUUGUUUUGAGUUUACUAAUUCAACAUCAUCUCAAGACUCCCGAAACUCUUAGCAUUAGUUAUUUUCCAAUAGAUAUGCAAGUAUUUUGGAUGUAUUUAAUUUUUGGAUUGUAGUAAGGCUUGUAGUUAUGGUACAAUGACUUUUAGUAUUGAGUGUUAAACGAUAUUUGCUACCUCAUUGACUCAAGUAUGACUUUAGUGGAGCAUGU
Molecule: messenger RNA, 982 nt
Organism: Cuscuta europaea
Lineage: Eukaryota; Viridiplantae; Streptophyta; Magnoliopsida; Solanales; Convolvulaceae
Source: the annotation of a GenBank genome assembly